AUGGCAUCCAUCAACACUCAUUCAGUAUCAUUCAAGCCUCUUCACCCCACAAUUGGCGCCGAGUGCCAUGGAAUCGACUUCUCCAGACCGUUGCCAGAAGAAGAGAUCCAGGUCAUUCGUGAUGGCAUGGCCAAGUACGGUGUCCUUGUCUUCCGUGGAGCCCAGCUCGAUGACGCACGCCAUGUAGCCUUUGCUCGUCAACUUGGCGAGCUCGAUUCAUCCACUGUUUUCGUAGCUCCUGGCAAAAAAUAUCGCCUGGAUCCUUUCACCGAGCUCACGGACGUGUCCAACAUCGAAGACGACGGCUCGCUUCUUCAGACAAACAGCCUCAAAUACCAACUCGGCCAAGGAAACAACCUUUUCCACGUGGAUUGCUCUUACAACAAUCGCCGAGUGGGACUGUCCAUUCUUCGCGCCCAUCAGCUCCCGCCCAAGGGAACUGGCGGCGGUACCGCAUUUGCCGAUACCCGAACCGCAUACGAUGAUCUCGAUGCCGAGACAAAGGAGAGAAUCAACGAUUAUGUCCUGUGGCAUUCUAUCUGGCAUAGCCGGCGUCUCGCCGCGCCGGACUGCGACUUCCUGAAGUAUAUGCCCGCGGAGAAGAACGCGAUGGCUCGUCACAAGCUGAUUCAGCUGCACGAGCCCAGUGGAAGAAUGAACAUGUACAUCGCCGCACAUGGACACCACUUUGAUGGAUGGACGAAAGAAGAUAGCCAGCCUGUUAUCAAGGCUUUGCUGGAUCACGCUACACAGGACAAGUACACUUUCACAAUUGAUUGGGAGAAUGAUGGCGAUAUUGUCAUUUGGGAUAACACAUGCGUUAUGCACAAGGCAGCUGGUGGCUCCUUUGCGGGAAAGUAUGUUCGUGAUAUGAGGAGGGCUACCCUGCUCGAUUCGUCAUCGACUGCCUGGGGAUUGAACCCGAAGACGGAGACUGAGGAUCUCAUGUCGGACUUUAUUAAGGGAUAUAUCGCUGCGAAAAAGCAGGCUGCCAUGGCUGCUAUGGCUCCUGAGAAGGGAAUCCCAGAGAAGAAAGAAGGUAUCAUCAUUUGA
Penicillium odoratum is the source of this 1053-nucleotide messenger RNA. RefSeq names its product TauD/TfdA dioxygenase family protein. Gene Ontology annotation, molecular function: oxidoreductase activity. The record is from RefSeq and is a predicted model, not a curated record. The coding region runs from base 1 to 1053 and encodes 350 amino acids. NCBI's taxonomy places the organism in Eukaryota, Fungi, Ascomycota, Eurotiomycetes, Eurotiales, Aspergillaceae. The transcript is spliced from 2 exons.